Moesziomyces antarcticus is the source of this 1098-nucleotide messenger RNA. Its product is annotated as NAD(P)-binding protein. The transcript has a single exon. The coding region runs from base 1 to 1098 and encodes 365 amino acids. Gene Ontology annotation, molecular function: nucleotide binding. The record is from RefSeq and is a predicted model, not a curated record. NCBI's taxonomy places the organism in Eukaryota, Fungi, Basidiomycota, Ustilaginomycetes, Ustilaginales, Ustilaginaceae.
AUGUCUUCUCCAUACGUCUGCAAGUGGGGCAUUCUUGCUACGGGCUGGAUUGCCGAGACCUUUGCCAAGGACCUUCUCACCGACCCUGCGACACGAUCGGUGUCGGACGUCGAGCAUCGGAUCGUGGCCGUUGCUUCGUCCACCUCUGCCUCGCGUGCCGGCGAAUUCCUCACCAAAAUCGGCGCUUCUCCCGAGUCGGCCAAGACGUACGGCUCGUACGAGGCGCUGGUAGCCGACGACGAGGUGGACAUUAUCUAUGUCGCCACACCGCACUCUUUCCAUUACGCCAACACGCUCCUUGCGCUCCGCGCCGGGAAGCAUGUCUGCUGCGAAAAGCCGUUCACGAUCAACGCGGCCCAAACCGAACAUCUCAUCGCAGUUGCAAGGGAGAACAAGAGGUUCUUGAUGGAAGCGGUGUGGACGCGGUUCUUCCCUAUUGUCAAGGAGAUCCAGCGGCUUGUGCAUGAUGAAAAGGUGCUCGGCAAGGUGGGUCGCGUGUUUAGCGACUUCGGGAUGCAGUUCAAGCCCGACCCCAAACAUCGACUCUUCAACCCCGAACUCGGUGGUGGCGCCCUACUCGAUCUGGGCAUCUACGCCCUCACCUGGCAAAUGCUGCUACUUUACGCCGACCCUGCGAACAACAAAACCGCCCCCGAGGUAUCCAGCAGCGUGAUCAAGUCCAAGCUGACGGGGGUGGACGAGUUUACAACGAUGGUUCUCAACUUCAACGCUACGGGUGCGCAGGGUGUGGCGACUACGAAUAUGACGAUUCGAUCGGCUGGAAAUGUGGUGCUGGUUCAGGGGGAGAAGGCGGAUCUGACGGUGCCUUGGGCUCCGUACAGGCCGGAAAGCUUUACGAUCCACGAGAAGGAUGCAGAGGGUGUCUAUACGGGCAAGAACGAGACGCGCAAGUUCCACAUCCCCGGUCACGGAAUGUUUUGGGAGGCAGAUGCCUGUGCCCGUGCCCUAAGGGAUGGAAAGCUCCAAGAACCCACGUGCUCACUCGCCGAAUCCACCCUCACCAUGAAGAUCAUGGACCAAGUCAGGUACUCUGCCGGCUGCACCUAUCCAGACCACAUCGAAGCCAUCGAACACUAA